Morus notabilis is the source of this 2507-nucleotide messenger RNA. Its product is annotated as protein ESMERALDA 1. The coding region runs from base 193 to 1881 and encodes 562 amino acids. The record is from RefSeq and is a predicted model, not a curated record. The transcript has 10 exons. Lineage: Eukaryota; Viridiplantae; Streptophyta; Magnoliopsida; Rosales; Moraceae.
AAGAAGAGAGAGAAGGAAUUAAGCCCAAAUCGAACUCAUAACUCAUUAGCCAUUUCUCACAAACCAGCACGUGCGCUCCCGCCUCUCUCUCUCUAAACGCUUCGCUCAUUCUUUUUUCCUCGAGAGAGAGGAGUGGACUGGAGAUCUUCUCCAUCGCCAUAUGACGUAGGCGAUUCCUCCAGCCACCCACAAAUGCACGCGUACAACCGGCUGCCGAGCAGUGGCCACACGACACCGUCUCCGCCGCCGUCGCCGCUCCGGUCGCCGCGGCUCCGGCACGGGCGGUCGAAGACCGGUGGCCGGUUCAACCCAUCGGGAAGGACGACGCUGGUGCAGCGGCUGACAUGGCACAUCCUCUCGGUGCUGAUCCGGCGACAAGGCGUCUUUCUCUUCGCCCCUCUGUUGUACAUCUCCGGCAUGCUUCUCUACAUGGGCUCCGUCUCCUUCGACGUCGUCCCCAUCAUCCACCACCGCCCCGCCCCCGGCUCCGUCUACCGCAGUCCCCACUUCUACUCCAAGCUCCGCCCCGAGAUGGACGCCGAUAACUCCUCCACCGAUGCGAUAUUAACUAUAUGGAAACAUUCCUAUAAAGGUGGUGAAUGGAAACCAUGUACAAACACUUUUUCUGGAGGUUUGCCUAAUUCAAAUGGUUACAUAUAUGUUGAGGCAAAUGGUGGCCUAAAUCAGCAGAGGACUUCGAUAUGCAAUGCUGUUGCAGUAGCGGGUUAUCUUAAUGCUACACUUGUUAUUCCCAACUUUCAUUAUCACAGCAUCUGGAGAGAUCCUAGCAAAUUUAAAGACAUUUAUGACGAAGAUUAUUUCAUCAGUACCUUGAAAAAUGAUGUGCGGGUGGUUAAUAAGAUUCCAGAAUAUAUAAUGGAGAGAUUUGACAACAAUAUGAGCAAUGUUUACAACUUUAGGAUAAAGGCUUGGGCAUCUGUUCAGUAUUAUGGAGAUGCAGUUCUCCCAAGAUUGCUUGAAGAAAGGAUCAUUCGGAUUUCCCCUUUUGCAAAUCGAUUGUCAUUUGAUGCUCCUCCUGCUGUUCAAUGGCUUAGAUGCUUAGCUAAUUAUGAAGCUCUUAGGUUUUCAAGUCAUAUAUUAACACUGGGAGAUGCUUUGGUGGCAAGGAUGAAAGAACGCAGUGCUAAAUAUGGUGGCAAGUACAUUUCUGUGCAUCUUCGCUUUGAGGAGGAUAUGGUUGCUUUCUCUUGUUGCAUUUUUGAUGGUGGGGAGCAAGAAAAGGAAGAUAUGGAAGCUGCAAGGGAAAGAGGUUGGAAGGGGAAAUUUACAAAACCUGGUCGAGUUAUACGCCCUGGAGCAAUCAGAAUCAAUGGCAAAUGUCCACUUACUCCUUUGGAGGUUGGUUUAAUGCUUCGGGGAAUGGGCUUUGAUAAAAGCACAUUCAUCUAUUUGGCAUCCGGUAAGAUAUACAAUGCUGAGAAAACAAUGGCGCCACUGUUGGAAAUGUUCCCUAAUCUGCAGACGAAAGAGAUGCUGGCUUCAGAGGAAGAACUCGCUCCAUUCAAGAAUUAUUCUUCCAGGAUGGCUGCUAUAGAUUACACAGUUUGUCUUCACAGUGAGGUGUUUGUGACAACUCAAGGUGGGAACUUUCCUCAUUUUCUGAUGGGCCACCGGAGAUACUUGUAUGGUGGACACUCCAAGACGAUCAGGCCUGACAAACGAAAGUUAGCAUUGCUCUUUGAUAAUCCAAAUAUUGGAUGGAAAAGUUUCAAGCGCCAAAUGCUGGGUAUCCGGUCUCACAGUGAUUUAAAGGGGUUUGAGCUCAAAAGGCCGAAUGACUCCAUUUAUACCUUUCCUUGCCCAGAUUGCAUGUGCCGAAUAAACAAGACAGAAGAUUCGAAACCAUCGUCACUGACUUGAUUUAACAUGAAGAUUCUUUGAUGGGUGUUCCUUGUACCUGUAGUUUUGAUCCUGCUACUGACCCUCUUUUCUGUUCGGCAUUCUUUCAUUUUUUUGUGCCCCUGUCCAUUGGCGGAGAGGGCAUACCACACCCUCAAUUUUGGGAGCUACGAGGAUUUUGUUCGAGAUGUCAUAUUGAUCUGAUUUGUUUCCUGGGAUCGAAUUGUGGGGCAGUUCCAUCACUCUCUGUAUAUGAAGAUACUGGUGGAGAACAGAGCAACUUGCCAUCUUUCAAUUUCAGGAGUUUCCCAGUGUUGACUGCGCAAUUGUUUUGUAUAUGAAGUCGCAGCUACUGUAUCUAACAAGCUGUGAAUUGACACAUCACAUUUCUUCACACUCUGGUUUUCUGAUGUCUAUAGAUUUAGUUGGAGUGAGUUUGUUAUUCUGCUCAUCCAAGUAGAAUCUAAAGUUGGAACUUUGUAUACAUUUAUACUCGGUCUCAGGGUAUUCAUUCUUUUCUUCCUAUUUUUGACUCCAUUUUUUGUACACUUCUUACUCUUUACGUCUACAAUCUUAUGGUUACAUUUAUUAGUGCUACUCACUAUAUUCGUCUUACUCGGCGAUACAAACAUUACUUUUGUGAUUUU